AUGGCGACGCGGUGCCUCGCAGGGUCUCUUCCCCUACUCUCCGCAUCCACAGCCGCCGCGGCGGCCAGGGCCCAGCCUCUCCCCUCCGCCGCCGCGCCCCGCCGCGUCCCAACACGCCUUUCGGUUGCCACGGGCGGGGAGCAGCAGCUCAUCACCGCGCAGGAUCCGGCGCAUGAACCUGACUAUGGAGUCGUUAGCAUUCAUCAUGUUGGAAUUCUGUGCGAAAAUCUUGAAAGGUCAAUGGCAUUCUACAAGGACCUCCUGGGUCUGAAGGUGAAUCCAGCUAGGCCAAAUGACAAGCUUCCAUACAGGGGUGCUUGGCUGUGGGUUGGUUCGGAGAUGAUCCACUUGAUGGAGCUACCAAAUCCUGAUCCACUGACAGGACGCCCCGAGCAUGGUGGACGUGAUCGUCACACCUGUAUAGCAAUUAAAGAUGUUUUGAAGCUGAAAGAAAUAUUUGACAAAGCUGGAAUCAGCUACACACUAAGCAAAUCCGGGAGGCCAGCGAUCUUUGCAAGAGACCCAGACGGGAAUGCCUUGGAGUUCACCCAAGUGUAG
Miscanthus lutarioriparius is the source of this 558-nucleotide messenger RNA. The record is from the annotation of a GenBank genome assembly. NCBI's taxonomy places the organism in Eukaryota, Viridiplantae, Streptophyta, Magnoliopsida, Poales, Poaceae.